AUGAUAAUCCUCGGAGAAGUCCAGAACUGCUCUUCGGAAAAAGUGGCAAUCAGGACGCAGGAAGGAAGCUUUGAGCUGUCUGGAGGCGAAGUCGACCAUGGCCAGCUUGGCCAAAACGACAGAGUGGUUGUCAGUGUCCCGCACAUUUCCCACUUUUCUCAGCUUUCAAAAAUAGAAUACACAAAAGGUGUCAAAAUUGCCAGAAAUCCCUUCAAGUACAUCUCCGACCUAAGAAAAGACCAGUACUGUGACGUGGUUGCUGUGUGCACAGACUACAAGCCCCUGGUUAAGACCAAGGGAACCGACCAUCUGUUUUCUCUGUGCUUGCUUGACCAGACUGGCAGUGUGGAGCUCAAGGUUUUCAUCGAUGAGAAGAGCUUCCGAGAAAUGGCCGAGGAUGCCAGCGAGCCGUUUAGAAAGGGGGACGUCCUGCUAGUCAGGAAUAUAAAGCAGGGAUUUAGCGAGCGCGUUGCUGUUGUCUCAAAGCCUUGUCUAAUCUACAAGGUGACAGGCUACGAGGCGGCAGAUUCUGCCGAAAACAGCGGGCAGGAGCUGGGCAGCUUUGUGGAACAUGCAAUUGCACGGUUCUUGGCAAGCUGCUAUAGAAGCACGUCGUUUUCUGCGUCGUCAAAAAUGAAGAGCAUCCGGGAUCUCCGAGACAGAAGCUUCUUCAACAUCCUUGGCAAGGUUAUUCACUGCGAAUACGACCAGGUGCCGUCGGUAAGCAUAACAGACUUUACUGCCAGUCCGAUGGUGGAGCGGGGAUACGGGGCAUUUCCCAACAAUAUGGUGCUCACAAUCAAGCUUUUUGGCCAGCACUCGUCUCUUUUGAAGAGGAUUGCUGUUGGGAAGCACUGUCUAUUUGUGAACAUCAGGAUGCAUUCGUUCGACACUGUCCUGGAGGCAUACAUGCACGACAACCUGUCCGGCGAUGUUGUUCCUGUGGACAGCGAAAAUGAACUAGGCGAAAUCAAAGCAAGAGAGCAGGAGUACUAUUCGAGUCUGCACAAAAGCAGCCAAACACAGGACACAGACAACAGCGACGCGGAUGCCGAUCGGAAACAGCCGAAUGCAGACAUGUCUGGAGACAGCUGCUUGAGUGCCUCUGCAGCAGAUGGCACAGCGCCAGUAGAGCCGCACAGGCCCCUCGACAUCCCAAUAGUUCCAAUCCAUCACAUUGGCGAGCCCGGAAUCUUCCUGUGCUCCUGCCUCAUAGGCGAUAUUUCCUACUCACCGCAAAACCUGCAUUCAAUAGUGACUGUUGUGGACUCUGGCCGCGAGUACCAAACCAGAGCAAAGAAAACCCUGACCCGGAAAAUUGCCGAAUCGGACAAAAUAGCCGCAGGCUCAGAGUUCAAGUGCUUGGUCUUGAAGACCGCAGCAGACGUGCUGUUCUUGGUGGACGUCUUUGUGGAUGAGCAGGAGUAUCGAGGCUUUCUUGAAUUUUACCACAGAUCGUCAGAAAAGCACAGCAUUAGAACAGAUCAUUAA
Vittaforma corneae ATCC 50505 is the source of this 1491-nucleotide messenger RNA. RefSeq lists its product as uncharacterized. Lineage: Eukaryota; Fungi; Microsporidia; Nosematidae. The transcript has a single exon. The record is from RefSeq and is a predicted model, not a curated record. The coding region runs from base 1 to 1491 and encodes 496 amino acids.